Molecule: messenger RNA, 393 nt
Organism: Parastagonospora nodorum SN15
Lineage: Eukaryota; Fungi; Ascomycota; Dothideomycetes; Pleosporales; Phaeosphaeriaceae
Exons: 2
Coding region: 1-393 (130 amino acids)
Source: RefSeq, a predicted model, not a curated record
AUGUCGAAUGUCACCAAGGUCAUGACCUCCCCCCCACCUUGCAACGCGACGACCUCGAACAAACUACUACACUUCUUCAGCAGUCUUGCAGGCGGCUUCGGCUCAGGUCAAACUGGACUGUUGAUGGAGUGUCGGUUCAAAACCUCCGCUUCCGACCCUCCACAAGCUCCCGAGCUUCCAACUACACUUCUUCAUCAGUCUUGCAGGCGGCUUCGGCUCAGGUCAAACUGGGCUGAUGAAGAAGUGCCAGGUUCAACAUUCGGCCUCCAAGCUCCCGAGCUUCCAACCGCACUUUCUCAGCAGUCUUGCAGGCGGCUUCGGCUCAGGUCAAACUGGACUGCUGAGAAGUGUUGGUCCAACAUCACCACAUCAUCACAUGGUCACACAUCUUAA